AUGUCCGAGGCAAGCUCAGAAGAUAGGAGUGAGCUCCUCGCAUCAGCAGUACAGUUUCUGGCAGAACCAUCUGUUAAGGAAGCUCCAUUAUCCAAGAAAGUUGAGUUCCUGCAAAAGAAAGGACUAUCAGAGCAGGAAAUCGAACAAGCUUUGAAGCAGUCAGAGACAGCGGGCUCCAAAAUGUCACAGGAUGUACCACUUAGGUCCCAGGUCUCAAAUUCGCACUUCCGGAGUGAUGACUGGUACGAAGCUGUCCCCCCUCCUUUGCCAAAACGUGACUGGAAAGACUACUUCAUUAUGGCUACCACUACUGUGGGCGUUUGUUAUGGCUUGUAUGAAUUUGCAAAGCGCUACGUGGUACCACAGCUACUACCAGAAGCUAAAUCCAAGCUUGAAGAGGACAAAAAGCAUAUCGAUGACCACUUUGAGAAGGUAGACAAGUUGUUGGAAACCGUAGAACAGGAACAGGAGGCCUUCAGGGAACAGCAAGCUGAGAAGUUAAAGGAACUGGACGCCACUGUGUUGAACCUCCAGACUGCUCUUGAGGAGACUACUAAGACGAGGAACAACAUUAACUUUGAAGUGCGCGAGUUGAAGUUGCAGGUGGGAGAACUAACCAAGAAGCUUGAGGAAUAUAAGUACUCCAGAGAACAUAACAACAAGUUGGCAAAACUUGAAAGCGACUUGGAGUCAUUAAUCAAGCUUGCAAGUACCUCAUUUUCUACUCCGAAUACGAACGGAAAUGGAAUACCUAACAAUUCCGUUUUAUCAGCAGCUUCAAUUCCUACUGCAUCUCAAAUCCUUGAGAAGAUGAAAGGAAAAGUUAACAGUGAGGAAACACAAGAUUCGAAUAACCUGUCAGCUUGGAAGUCGCCAAAUUCCCACACUGCAAGCAAUACUCCGCCCGCAAUUCCUGAAUGGCAAAAAGCAGCUAUGAGAGAAGAUUCAAUUCUACAGUCUAAUCCAAGCCUCUUGGAUGAACUAUCGCAGGAAGACUAA
This is a messenger RNA of Eremothecium sinecaudum, 999 nucleotides long. RefSeq names its product Pex14p (gene PEX14). NCBI's taxonomy places the organism in Eukaryota, Fungi, Ascomycota, Saccharomycetes, Saccharomycetales, Saccharomycetaceae. Gene Ontology annotation, molecular function: signaling receptor binding. Gene Ontology annotation, cellular component: peroxisomal membrane; peroxisomal importomer complex. Bases 1 to 999 code for a protein of 332 amino acids. Gene Ontology annotation, biological process: protein import into peroxisome matrix, docking. The record is from RefSeq and is a predicted model, not a curated record. The transcript has a single exon.